UCUGCAGCUGUGAAUGUCAGUCCCCACAGCGGUAUACUCUGCUAAAUGUCUGUUGUCUGUACAUAUGAGGACCCAUAUUAUUCGUUGCACAUCUGUGACAAUAUGGAUGAUGAUUCUAGAAAGGACAGGUUUACCAGGAAAAGCAAUCUCAUUCAGUAAAAAGGCAUGCCAGCUCAGUGCCUGUUGCUUUCAUUCACAAUGUGAAUUCAUCCUUCUGACGUAUUUUUUCACAAAGGAGCUUGGAGAACUCUGGAUAUAUCAGGGUGAAAAAAAAAAUUGCUUCUUCUUGUAAAAGCAUAAUAAAAGGCCAUGUUUUAAGGUUACUCUGAUUAUUAGCCUGCUAGAACCCUUCUUCCUAAAGGCCCACUCUCACAAGCUGCCACGGGAGGUAUUGUGUUGACUAAUACAACUUCAAGGUGAGAAGCAAAAAAGUUAUUCCCCUUGGUGUUUUGAAUGCUAUGCCUCCAUAGUGUAGAUUUAGGUAUGCAGCAUGCCAGGAUGUAAAGCUGUAGCGGAGACUGACUAAACUCUUAUUUGAAACUACUAAGGAAUUGCCUUUAUUCUGAUGCAAGGAGAAUGUAUUUUAGCUUGUUUAUUUCAUGCUAAGCUAACGUAGUAUUUACUACAGGGAAGUAAUCCACGUUCUGUCCUCAGAGGAAUUUAUUUGCCUAUUUUUCAACAGGAACCUUGUUGAAUUGCUGAAAAUUAAAAAAUUUCUUCAGAGGAACAUCAGAAUUUUGUACUCAAUAAAAACACAAGCCUUUAUAUCCAGAAGAGCAGGACAAGACAGUCCAUGCAGAGACCUCUUCCUAUCCAGGAUGAAAACAAAGGAUCAUUUUAACUGUCCAGAUCUACUGACUUUCUGUUUGCUUCUAAAGUCUCUGGAGGAUGAGGGUUAGAGCAUAUUUAAGAGAGGGGGUUGGGAUCUGGAUCAGAGUUUUGUGUAUUUAACACUGAGUUGGCUGCAGGGGAAGGGGCUUUUCUCAGUUUCUGUCUCAUCUCUUCCUAGAUCUGCGCAGUAAAUAGCGCAAAAUUCAGUGUCACAGACUCCACUUUUCUCUAUAGAAAGAACAGAAAGGGCAACAAAAGGAGAGUAACUUAGUAGCUUCUAUGCAUGGCUAUUGAAGGAAGGAAGAAGCCAGGCAUAAAAGUAAAAAAAUAAAUUGUGCUUGUAGGCACAUGGGAGAUUUCAAAGCUUGCUGUUGGUCCUCUCUUACCCCAUACUUGUUCUUAUCUCCCACUUGAAUGCUGAAACCAGUGCUCUUGUCCUCCUCAGUCUUCUGACUUUACACGUGGGGUCAUAUUAAUAUACCUUAAAGGCACUUAGUGUUAUGUCAAACCUAGCCAUCUUCUUGAUAUAUGCAAUUAAAAAGUAUUUACAAGUGGGGAGAUCUUCUGCAUAGUGUCUGAGGAAGUAGCUUUAAGUCAUAUGCUUGCAGAGUGCACCAUUUGUGGCAGAGUAGAACCAGGUCUUUUGGUUCCGAGUCUCUUCUUUAGCCACAAGAAUUUCCGUCCACCAGGCAUUUCUGCAAUGUUUGUAAACCGACAGUAGUUGAACAGCUUUCUUGAUUGCAUACGAGCUUUUUCUGUUAACUCUUUAGGCUCAGGCCAUCUCUUACCGUUGAAGAUGUUCAGUGUAUGUGCUUUCUAAGACUAUUGUCUUGGCAGCACUGUAAUGUGCUGGAAAUAUUACAGUCACAGUAAUCCUGGAAUUUGCAGAAGAUAAAUGGACUUGAAGGUACAUAAGUGGAAAGUUUAGGAGUGGUAUGUCCCCUGUACAUAAAGGUUAAAACUUGACAUUUUCUCUGUGCAAAAAUGAAUGAAAUAAGAAAUGUGUUUCAGCUAACAAUGGGAAAAAUUAUCUUUCUCAUUACAGAAUAGAAAAUAGUGUUUCUGUUAUUCAUAUUACAAUCAUGCUCUGUAACCUUGUCUGGGAAGUUGCAGUGAUACAUCGACUGGCAUUUCCAUGGCAAAUUAAAGAAGGAGUUGUCAUGUACUUUGCAAAGGAAUGUGGGCAGGCAGUGUAUCGUGCAGUUCCUUUACAUAUAAGUUUUAGAUUUCAAUGAUCCCUUCAGUACUGAAGUUAAGCCAAGAAUCCUGCUCAUGGGAUUGAGAAGAAGUGGGAAGUCUUCCAUUCAGAAAGUUGUCUUUCACAAAAUGUCACCAAAUGAGACCCUCUUCUUGGAGAGUACAAACAAGAUCUGCAGAGAGGAUGUUUCCAACAGCUCCUUUGUCAACUUUCAAAUAUGGGAUUUUCCUGGGCAAAUUGAUUUCUUUGAUCCUACAUUUGACUAUGAAAUGAUUUUCAGAGGCACUGGAGCACUGAUAUUUGUUAUUGAUUCUCAGGAUGAUUAUAUGGAAGCGUUAGCUCGGCUGCAUCUUACUGUAACCAGAGCCUAUAAAGUGAAUCCAGACAUCAACUUUGAAAUCUUUAUCCAUAAAGUGGAUGGCUUAUCUGAUGACCACAAGAUUGAAACGCAAAGAGAUAUUCACCAGAGGGCAAAUGAUGACCUUGCAGAUGCUGGAUUGGAGAAAAUUCACCUCAGCUUUUAUCUGACAAGCAUAUAUGAUCAUUCUAUAUUUGAAGCCUUUAGCAAAGUGGUACAGAAACUGAUUCCACAGCUCCCAACACUGGAAAACCUGCUUAACAUCUUUAUUUCAAAUUCUGGGAUUGAAAAAGCAUUUUUAUUUGAUGUAGUCAGUAAAAUCUAUAUUGCAACGGACAGUACUCCAGUGGAUAUGCAGACUUAUGAACUCUGCUGUGAUAUGAUAGAUGUUGUGAUUGACAUUUCUUGUAUAUAUGGGCUCAAAGAUGAUGGCACCGGGACUCCUUAUGACAAAGAAUCAAUGGCAAUCAUAAAACUGAACAAUACAACUGUCCUUUAUUUGAAAGAGGUGACAAAAUUCCUUGCUCUUGUUUGCUUUGUAAGAGAAGAAAGCUUUGAGAGAAAAGGAUUAAUAGACUACAAUUUCCAUUGUUUUCGAAAAGCCAUACAAGAGGUAUUUGAAGUACGAAUGAAAGUAGUGAGAUCUCGAAAACAUCAAAGCCACAUGCGAAAAAAUAAAAGACCCACCCCCAAUGGGACACCAAGAAUGCCACUGUAACUGAGGCCUACUGGUACAUGGAGAGCAAAGCUUUUCUUCAAGCUGAUGCGACUUCUGCAUCUCGUUGCACUGAGUGAAGAGGAAAACAAAUGGGACUGAUGUAUUAUAUCAAUUUUCCCUGACCCUUCAGAAAGCACUGUUUAAAUAUUUUUAUCCAAUCAUUUUUUUCAUAUAGUGAGCACUUUGAGCAAAAUGUUGUAUAUAUAAGCAUUGAGGUGAACACUUGUAAGAAUUUUCUUAAUAUAUGCUGUAAACCUUUUUCAUGCCAUAUUAAGAAAAAACAGCUGUGACAGAAAUACUGGGUACAUAAUUUGCACUUUUUCAUGUUUUUCUUGUGGAGUUGGACUUUGAUAAACUUAGUUUUUAUGGUGAUUUUGAUGCAUGUUGUCAGGUAAAAUGUAUGCUGUAGUUUAUUUACCUGCUACAAUCAAAUCGGUUAGUAAACAAUCAAGAAAACUUGAUAUAAUGCCUUUUAAAAUUUGUGACAGCUAAUACCUAACAUUCAGAUCUAAUUUCAUAUUUUUUCAAUUUGUAAACUGAAGAAUUAUUUUGAAGUAUGAUAGCAAUAAGCAUCUUGCCAGGGAUCAUAACUGGUAGGUAAAUAUUAGCUUUUAUAAAAAUGGCAUUUGGCCAAAUUUUACCCGGAGUUCUCCAUAACACUGGUAAUGCCCUCUGCUGGGUCUAUUUUUAUUCUUUACCUCAACGUAUACCACUAAAAUACCUUUCUAUAAAGAUAAUUGUUUUGUAAAAUGGCUCUAUGUUGCACUGGUAUUUUUAUAAGGCUCCAGAGGAGGGUGGUGUAUGUGAAAGGUUGAAUUUACAUUGCUAAGCUUGUUUUCAGAGUCUGUGCAUCUGCAAUUGAUGCAGUGAAGAAUCUAUAUGUGUUUUCAUCCUGCCAGUACAAAAACUUCAAAUGUACUGAUAGGAAAUCCUAAAGAUGUUUGCACUGUGUUCUGAUUCCCCUAAUAGAGGUACAUCUGUUACUGAAAUCAGAGAGACCUUUAAAAUGAGGACUGGAGAAUCUACCUGCUGUAGUAAUCAACAUACAUAAUUACUUUUUAUUUUAAUAGUGAUCGUGGGUGUAUUUGCCACAAGAUCAACCAGGACACCAGAGCACUUUCAAAUGUAAGAAGAAGUAAAACUUACCUUCUGAAUUCCACAUUCACUGGUUUUGUUUAAUUAAUGAUAUAAAAUUCUAGUUCCUAGUGGGAAGAACAGCUGUAGUGAGGGGAGCUACGCUUUGCCCAGUCAUCAGCUAAUCUGCCCCUAGCUGACACAGCUGUGGAGACAGAAGUGAGGAUUGAAUUUGAAAGCUUUCUUUUAACUAAGGCAAAGCAUAGUGCUGCAUCUUUAUUUAUGAUUCAAGAGCCCCUGGUGUUUGCUAGCUUCUCUUGAAAAUUAAGAGGGUUUUCGCCUAUGAUAAACAAGUCUAAAUUCAGUGAUGGUUUGAAUGCAAAUGCAAAGUUCCUGUAUGCUAUAUACGGCAUGUUGACAGAUCGUCAGGCUCUGGUGCUGCACUGAAUGCAUGAGCUAAAGAACCAGUUGGCACUGAAUGCAAAGGCUCUUUCUACCUGAGCAUCUGCCUAAAUAGAGACCAUGGUUUCUAGCCCUUUACUGCUGCCUGAUGCACAUGGCUUUGCUUAUUUAUCUUUCUGGAACAAAUUGGCUCUUUUGGCACUAGUCUAUUGAAUAUACAUG
This is a messenger RNA of Struthio camelus australis, 4803 nucleotides long. The record is from RefSeq and is a predicted model, not a curated record. NCBI's taxonomy places the organism in Eukaryota, Metazoa, Chordata, Aves, Struthioniformes, Struthionidae.